CACUGGCAAGAGACAUCCAACAUCCCGGCGUCCGCGUUCGACAUCACUGCAUGAGCUGGGGUUCCAAUUAAUCACCUUCGUCGCCUUAACCAACCCUCCCCUCUCCCCAAGCCUCUGUGCAAGCGACUGUAGCUCCCAUGGCUGCAAACAUGUUCUCCCGCAGGGCGCUGCAAGCGACGACCCGGCGAUUGGCCGGGACCAACACUUCCAUUUUCACCAAGACGCCUCUGUCGAGAUUACCUGCUCCUGCGGCGGUUGCGACGGGUCAACAUCUUCAAUACAGACCGGCAGCGAGCACAGCACACGUCUCUCAAUCCGAAGCAGAACAAAUCCUGGCUGCCCAGCGCCGCCACCGACCCGUCUCCCCCCAUCUAGCCAUCUACCGGCCCCAAGUAACGUGGUACCUGUCGGCUCUUAACCGUAUCACGGGCGCCACCCUUGCGGGAACUCUGUACGUCUUCGGAGCCGCCUAUCUGGUCUCGCCCCUGUUCGGCUGGCAUUUGGAGUCGGCGACUUUGGCCGCGACCUUCGCCUCUCUCCCCAUCCUGGUCAAGGUCGCCUUGAAGGCCUUCUACGCUUUCCCGUUCGCUUUCCACGGAUUCAAUGGAAUCAGACAUUUGGUUUGGGACACCGGUGCGACUUUGACGAAUCGACAGGUCAUCAUUACCGGAUGGACCGUGGUUGGGUUGAGCACGCUCACCGCUUUGGGAUUGACUUUCUUCUAAACGAGGAGCGCAUGCCAUGCAGCUUGCGUGCUGGUGGGUGGUAAAGUCGAACUGGGAAGGUUGCGACUUCGCAGCUCAACGGCACAUGGAAGGUUGACAAAUUGUAGAUUACGAGUUCAUAUUCCUGACAACUUGGAAGAAACAGAGAUGCAAACGUGAUGAAUCCACAAACUGCUUUUUGAUUCCGAUCUGAGUGAGACUGGUGAUUAAAGCUCGAGGCUGUCGGGCUACGUACUCUGAACAAAUCACUGACAUCAAUGACAUUAACAAACCCACCGAGCCAUUAAACACAUAUCCUUCGUACCCUUUCCCGCCGGCGCAAUGCUGUAAAUCAGUUUUUUGAGCAAAGGCAAUAUACUUGAUGGCAAAGCAAGCUCCUCACAGGGGAGUAACAGAU
This is a messenger RNA of Exophiala dermatitidis NIH/UT8656, 1122 nucleotides long. RefSeq names its product succinate dehydrogenase (ubiquinone) cytochrome B subunit. Gene Ontology annotation, biological process: mitochondrial electron transport, succinate to ubiquinone; tricarboxylic acid cycle. Gene Ontology annotation, molecular function: succinate dehydrogenase activity; electron transfer activity. Gene Ontology annotation, cellular component: membrane. Bases 138 to 725 code for a protein of 195 amino acids. Lineage: Eukaryota; Fungi; Ascomycota; Eurotiomycetes; Chaetothyriales; Herpotrichiellaceae. The transcript has 3 exons. The record is from RefSeq and is a predicted model, not a curated record.